Molecule: messenger RNA, 1183 nt
Organism: Yamadazyma tenuis ATCC 10573
Lineage: Eukaryota; Fungi; Ascomycota; Pichiomycetes; Serinales; Debaryomycetaceae
Source: RefSeq, a predicted model, not a curated record
AACUUUUAAUCUCAGUUACCAAGUUUGCAGUCUGACCCAUACACCGUACUCCUCCAUGAUCCUCAAGAGAUUCUUAUCUGUCAAGCCUCCGUUUGUGCCAUUGACUACAGAAGGGUUCACCGAAACUAUCGGCAACACCCCCCUCAUCAAAUUACCCAAAAUCUCCUCCAGAAUCAACAGAAAUGUCUACGCAAAAGCCGAGUUCAUGAACCCAGGAGGUUCUAUUAAAGAUAGAGCCGCGCUAUACGUCAUCAAGGACGCCGAAUCAAGAGGUCUCAUAAAACCAGGUGGUACCGUUAUCGAAGGAACUGCUGGAAAUACCGGGAUAGGUUUAGCUCACGUUUGUAGGUCUAGAGGGUACAAAUGUGUGAUUUACAUGCCAAACACUCAAGCCAAAUCCAAAAUGGACACCUUACGCUUAUUAGGCGCCGAAGUUCACCCUGUGCCCGCAGUUGCAUUCGACAACCCCGAAAACUACAACCACCAGGCCAAAAGACACGCAGACAGCUUGGAAAAUGCAGUUUGGACCAACCAGUUCGACAACACCGCCAACCGCCAAGCCCACAUCGAGACCACCGGCCCCGAAAUAUGGGCUCAAUUGAACGGGAAAGUGGACGGGUUCACCUGUUCCACCGGAACUGGUGGUACAUUUGCUGGUAUCACCCGGUAUUUAAAGACCAUCUCCAACGACAAAACCAAAUGCGUAUUGGCCGACCCUCCUGGGUCUAUCGUUCAUUCUUAUAUCCAAAGCAAAGGUAAGGACAUCGUCAGAGGUGGUUCCUCGUUCACUGAAGGUAUUGGGCAGGGUAGAAUCACUGAAAACUUGCAGCCGGAAAUAGACAUCAUUGACGACUCAUACAAGAUUCCUGAUGAAGAAAGCAUCGUGAUGUUAUACCAAUUGUUGGAUGAAGAAGGAAUUUAUGUAGGUGGAACCUCUGCCUUGAAUGUAGUUGCAGCCAUUAGGUUGGCUCAGGAAUUGCCUGAAGGAUCUAAUGUCGUGACGGUUUUGGCCGAUUCGUGCCACAAAUACAGCGACCGGAUCUUCUCCAAGUCAUGGUUGGAGUCCAAGGGCUUGUAUGAUGCCAUCCCUGAAUCCUUAAAGAAGUAUGCCUCUUUAGAUUAGAAUAUACACCGGCGGUUUUUGCAGCCUUUCUGCGGCGUGCAUCACCCACUUUGGCCAGCC